UGACAUAUGACAUUGCUCACAUGUUUUGUUUCUUGCUUGUUUGAAUUUGAAGAUGUAAUGAUCUAAGAAUGUAAAAUGGAGGGUUUUUGUAGAGGAUGUUUAAUCAAAUACGACGACCCGGAAGAGCUAUUAGAAUAUACUGAGAAAAAUAGGAGAUUAUUUAUUUAUUCCACUGGGUUACAGGUUAAACGCAAUGACAUAUUCACAUUCCAGCUAUGUAAAGACUGUUAUGUUAAUAUGCAGCAGGCUUGUAAAUUUAAAAAGCUAUGCAGAUUGUCAGACAAGAAGUUUAGAACAUAUUUAUCUUUGAAAGAAUCUGGAGAAACACAGGAUUUGUGCACAUAUCUUAAAAACAGUGAUGAUAACUUUUCUUUAAGAUGGGGUGGAAGCAGUACACCUGCAAAUCAGACGAGAGAUGAUGAUAAUGAAUCGACAUGCACAAGCAUACGCAAUUUCAUGCAGGACAUGCUCCCAGACACUGAGAUGCCGGACUCGGAAGCCCGAAUCAUCAGACAAGUGAUUGAGGAAGAGGCGGACGUGUUGGAUGACUCGCUCGACUCACACUGGUUACAGGAUGAUGUCUCUAUUGCUACUGACUUUAGGCUUGAUUUCAGCCCCUUUUCUACGCCAAGAUCUAUGUCCAAUGAUCAUUUUAACACUCCAAAACACGCCACACCAGAUCAAACGCCCGACGAUAACCGUUUCAAUAUGCUUGAUAUAUUCAAAAGUCCAAAUGCCCAAAGCAAUGAUAAUAAUCAAAGCAAAAGGAAUAUUCAGAACAGAGCCAUCGACGACAUACUAUGCGAUAGUAUACUAGAUAACAGUUUUGGCGAUAAUUUCGAUAAUAAUGUAAAAACUAAAAAGGUGUACAUACACGAGGAAAAUGAAAUUGUGAAAAUAGAAAGUAGUUUAAUCACUGCACAAGUACCUACGUUGGCCGAUCAUCAAAUUGACCAUAUGAAUGGCAAGAAUUAUUACGUUGAAAACACAGUCGAGCAAUCGGGGACAUUAAUUGAACAAACAAUUUCAUUUGAUGAACAAGCGGUGACAUUUUGUGAACAACCGCCAACUUUUGUUGAACAACCAGUGACAUUUGUUGAACAACACCCCAAUAUUGUUGAUAAGGAUGUUAGAGGAACUCAAUAUGUAGAUGAUGUAGACAGGAGAUUGAAUGAAGCAUUGCAAAGGAAUGAGGGCGAUGCAGAAAUAUCCUUGCGAGAUCUUUUAGGUUCUCCUUCUGAGUAUCCAACGCCUACACCAGCCGGGCUGUCGACUCCUACGAUAAACAAUAUAUUAUUUGGGGAAAAACUCGACGAGAACAGUAGCCAAGGAUCAAUUGGACUUAUCUUGGAGAAACUCCCUAAUGUAGACAAAAACAAGUACAAUCUAAUGAUAGAUGUUAAAUCGGAUUCGAAUACUCUAUUGAUGUCACCGAAACUCGUGUCUCCAAAAGAAAAACUAUUACAAAAAGUUGAAAAAGAAGAUACCUUUUAUUCACCGGGAAACAGUGAUUCCGAAUCCAAUUUAGUUAACAUAGAAUGUUGUGUUACGUGCAAUAAAACAUUUAAAGACAAGAAAGGACUCAAGUUGCACUCUGUACGAGCACACGGAAUAAAAUUGCCAAAGGCUAAAAGAAAGCCAGUGAUAAAACAAAUGUUUUGCGAUUACUGCGGCAAGGAAUAUUAUGAUAGACGGAAUUUCUAUAUGCAUUUGAAGAGGCAUGAGAAAAAUAUCCAGCCAGAGAAACGGUGCGAAAUAUGUGGAAUCAAAUUUCGUACGGAAAGAAAGUACCAAUUGCAUCUGGCUACGCAUUUUGGUCAACGCAUCCAGGUCACUAUGAAAGAGAAAGCGACAUGCGAUGUUUGCGACAUGACGAUGUUGAAGACCUCGCUGAAGAAGCACCAGCUGAAGCACACUCGCUCGUACGUCGGCACGUGCGAGGAAUGCGGCCGCGGGUUCUAUACGCUCACUGAGUUACGGGACCAUACUGCAGAACACACAGGCGAGCGACGUCAUUCAUGCGAACAUUGUGACAGUACAUUCAAGCGGAGAAACGCGCUCAUCAGGCAUAUGAGGCUUCAUACAGGUGAAACUCGCUACGUGUGCGACGGCUGCAACAGGGGAUACGCGAACAAACCUACUUUGGUUCACCACAUAAAAAGCGGCAGGUGUAGAGACUUCAAAAAAACCGGAAAAAUGAGGAAAAUCCCAAGGAAACGAGCAAAUGUGGUGACAAUACUGCAAAUGCAGAAUGAAAUAGACACGAAGCCGUAUAGAUGUUUGCUUUGUCACUCGAGACACAAGACUUUGAAUAUGCUGAAAAAUCACCAGAGAAAGCAAGUGUGUAGAAAGAGACAAGAAAUGAUUAGCCAGUCGAAUUUGAUUGAAAUUAUUGAUCCCGCUCGGCCGUGCGCUAAUGUUCAAUUAGAGGUGAUAACGGAGGAAUAAAAGGUGAAUUUUCGGCGGAAAAAGCUAAUGGGGGAAAAUAUUAUGUUGUUUUUAAGCAGCAUUCAUGCGCAUUUAUAUUUUGAUUGGUUAAAUUGGCGGGAUGAUUUCAGUAAAUAAAUCUCACCCUACCAAAUAAUCCAAAAUAAAUUAAGCGUUUAAUAUUAACUUGUUCUGUGAUAAUAGGAUCCUAACUUGUGUACUUUAAAUAUAAGGUUUAAAACAAA
This is a messenger RNA of Plodia interpunctella (Indianmeal moth), 2672 nucleotides long. Its product is annotated as zinc finger protein 354A-like. Gene Ontology annotation, biological process: regulation of transcription by RNA polymerase II. The record is from RefSeq and is a predicted model, not a curated record. The coding region runs from base 76 to 2448 and encodes 790 amino acids. The transcript is spliced from 10 exons. Gene Ontology annotation, cellular component: nucleus. Lineage: Eukaryota; Metazoa; Arthropoda; Insecta; Lepidoptera; Pyralidae. Gene Ontology annotation, molecular function: DNA-binding transcription factor activity; RNA polymerase II cis-regulatory region sequence-specific DNA binding; zinc ion binding.